Messenger RNA from Pelagomonas calceolata, 1887 nucleotides. Lineage: Eukaryota; Pelagophyceae; Pelagomonadales; Pelagomonadaceae. The record is from the annotation of a GenBank genome assembly.
UGCGAGCGCGUGGCUGCCGACAGAGUGCUUACCGAGACACGUACGCACUGUCUAACGCAUGCUGUAGCACCACUCUCGCAUCGCAGCUCGUCGCCGGCGUUACGAGUCCACCGGUGCGCUUGCUAAGGUGCCUCUGCACCACCAGCUAGGAGAGCUCAGGCCGCGGCAUCGCUACCCACCGUAAGACCAAGCCCAAAAGGACGUGGACAUGUCGCAACCGCCGCAACCAACACCCGGCGAGCCGAAGAAGCGGCGCCCGGCAGAGCCGAAGAAGAUGCGGAGGCGCUUCACGGGGGGCCCGCCCGUCAUCAAGAAGUUUUCGGCGCGGGCCGGCCCGCGGCGCAUCCCCGAUUCUGCUGAGCUGGGCGCGAUGCACGUUGUGAUGAAGAGCGGGGCGAUUUUGCCCCAAGGCCCGCAGCACAAGGACUUCUACAAGACCGUCAAUUUGUUGCUUACUUGUUCUGCGGAGUUGGAAGUUGUUGCUGUGGAGGUCGACAACCUGGAAGAAAGGCGACCGUUGCUCGACGGCGUCGCGGCGGCACUCGAUCAAGCGUUGCCUUUAUUACGACCGUCGUCGUCAACCGAUUGCGAUGACGAGGACCCCUGGGCCUGGAAGUUAACUGCUGUAAAUGUGGAUCUCAAAGCGAGGAAGGCGGAAUCAAGGUUAGCUCGGGCGUUGUUGGCCAUUUUAAGGAAUCUCGCGCAAGUGCCAGUCAAUCGAGGCGCGAUCGCGAACCACCCCGUGCUGCUGCAUCACGUGCUGGAUUUGUUAGAACCCGAGUUAUUAGGCUUGGAGAGUGCCGCCUUCGCGAUUGAUAUACUCGUGUCUGUGGUCAAGCACGUCGAGAUUGGCGGCGCUUUUUUGGAACAGCCGAUCCUGAGGCAUUACUUGUUGCGGGGUUUUGAUGGUGAUGUCGCGACACAAAGAGUAUUACGGGCGGCGGCGGGUCUACCGGGCCUCGCGCCGCCGAUCCACCGCUGUAGACGGGUGGAAGGCGGGUUAUGCGGCGACGAACCUCGACUCAAGGCGAGGCUAGCUAGGAGAGUCUUCCGCGUCAUCCGCGCCGGUCUACACUUCGGCGCGGCGCGGGACGCGUCUACUUUAUUAUUACCUCAUCAGAAUGACGUCUCAAAAGUAUCUGUCAGAUUGGCGGACGCACUCAGGCAGCCCGGGGCGCUGGCGCGCCUGAAAAUGCACCAGCGCCACAUGGCUUUGAGGAGCCUCGAGGCGUUGGGCCAACUCCGAAGCUCGGAGUGGAACAACGUCGCGUUCGCGAAGACGCCGCAAGACGUCGCGAAGCUCUGCCGGGACCGCCUCGCUUUUCAUGAUUUAGAUGAUAUGAGAAUAGUGGACUCGGAGUGCCGCCUCGCGGCGUUGGAAGCACUAUUGCUCCUCGUGGACGCGGGACCGCUGUCCGCGGCGACGGUGGCAGCUCGGCGCAACGUCGUCGAUUUAGCUGCCGCUGUAAUAGCCGCGGCCCACGCGCGCUACGCCGAGCCGCCGGCGCUGGCGAGCGGUCCGGCAGAACCGCCCGCGGCCCGACCGCCCGUUUACGAGCACGCGCGCGGCGGUUUGUGUUGUGUCGGACGCUUACCUUCUGAUAUUGCGGCGCCGCCCCUCCCGCCGACGGACGACACGGGGGAUCGACUGGCACCGCCUCGAUCGGUGCGGGCCGAGACGGUGCGCAUCGCGGCGGCGCUGCUGGCGGCGUUGGCCCACGCGGACAUCGACGCCCGGGCGCGCGUGAAGGCGCUGGCGCCUUUACUAGUGCCGGUGGCGGCGACGGACGAGGCCGUCGCGGACCUGCUCUUCACGAAGCUGCGGGCGGCGCUGGGCGACGGCGAGAACCCGCGGAGUCGGCGGAAGGUUAAUUGAAGUUGCUUAUA